AAUUUGGAGUGCGACAUUUCAAUUUUCUGAUAAUAAAUCCCUAAAUUUCCUCCUCCUGCCACGGCGACUCCGACGAUGCUCCCCUCCAAACCUCCUCGCCGGAAAAUUGUUCCGGAGAACGGCGAUGACUCCGCCGAUAAAUUGGACCAGCUCCUCCUCUCCUCCGCCAUAUGCAACAACGAGGACUUAGGACCCUUCAUCCGCAAGGCCUUCAUCUCCGGCAAGCCAGAGUCACUCCACCACCACCUCCGCCACUUCGCUCGCUCCAAAGAGUCCGAGAUCGAAGAGGUCUGCAAGGCGCACUACCAGGACUUCAUCCUCGCCGUCGACGAUCUCCGAUCCCUCCUCUCCGACGUCGAAUCCCUCAAGUCCUCCCUCUCUGACUCCAACUCCAAGCUCCAGUCCGUCGCUCGCCCUCUCCUCUCCUCCCUCGACGCCCUCGUCGAAACGCGGAAUGUAUCCAGGAACGUCAACCUCGCCAUCGACUCGGUCGGAGAGUGCGUUCAGCUGAUGGAAGAUUGCUCCCGCGCCAACCGCCACCUCUCCAAUGAUAACUUCUACAUGGCGUUGAAGUGCGUCGACGCGAUCGAGAGGGAGCAUCUGGACAAAACGGCGUCGUCGACUCUGAGGAGGAUGCUGGAGAAGAAGAUUCCGGAGAUUCGAUCUCACAUAGAGAGGAAGGUGAACAAGGAGUUUGGGGACUGGUUGGUGGAGAUCCGAGUGGUGAGUCGCAAUUUGGGGCAACUUGCAAUCGGUCAGGCCUCGGCGGCGAGGCAGAGAGAGGAGGAUCUCAGAAUCAAGCAGCGGCAAGCGGAGGAGCAGAGCAGGCUCAGCGUGAGGGACUGCAUUUAUGCUUUGGAGGAAGAGGAUGAAGAUGGAACUGCCGGUGGUGGCGGUGGGAUCGGAGAUGACGGGUAUGGUAACGGUAACGGUGGUGGUGGAAUUCUGGGGUUUGAUUUGACUCCGCUGUACAGGGCUUACCAUAUUCACCAGACGUUAGGGUUAGAGGAUCGGUUCAAGAAGUAUUACUAUGAGAAUCGGAAGCUUCAGUUGACUUCGGAUUUCCAGGUAUCGUCGAUGACCCCUUUUCUCGAAUCACAUCAAACCUUCUUCGCGCAGAUUGCGGGGUUUUUCGUGGUGGAGGAUCGAGUAUUGAGGACUGGGGGUGGGUUGAUAUCGAGAAUGGAAGUUGAGAAUUUGUGGGAGAUUGCUGUUAGCAAAAUGUGUUCUGUGUUAGAGGAUCAGUUUUCCAGGAUGCAAACUGCUAAUCAUCUUUUGUUGAUUAAGGACUAUGUGAGUCUGUUGGGAGUGACCCUGCGGCGAUUCGGGUACCCCAUUGAUGCAUUGCUUGAUGUUUUGAGCAAACACAGGGAUAAGUACCAUGAACUGCUAUUGUCAGAUUGUAGGAAGCAGAUAGCUGAGGCUGUUGGUGCUGAUAAGUUUGAGCAGAUGUUGAUGAAGAAAGAGUAUGAGUAUUCCAUGAAUGUUCUUUCUUUCCAGAUUCAAACAUCAGAUAUCAUACCUGCUUUUCCUUAUUUAGCACCAUUUUCAUCCACGGUGCCGGAUUGUUGUCGCAUUGUGCGGUCCUUCAUUGAGGAUUCUGUGAGUUUCAUGUCGUAUGGAGGGCAGCUUGAGUUCUAUGAAGUAGUUAAGAAAUAUUUAGACAGGCUCUUGAGUGAGGUUCUAGAUGAAGCUUUGGUGAAGCUUAUUAACACAUCAGUUAGUGGUGUCUCACAGGCUAUGCAAAUGGCAGCAAAUAUGGCUGUGUUGGAGCGUGCUUGUGAUUUUUUCUUUCGCCAUGCUGCACAGCUUUCGGGGGUUCCCUUGAGAAUGGUGGAGAGAAGCAGAAGGCAGUUUCCUCUGAGAAAAGCUCGUGAUGCUGCAGAAGAGAUGCUCUCUGGUCUACUCAAAGCCAAAGUGGAUGGAUUCAUGAGCUUGAUUGAGAAUGUAAAUUGGAUGAGUGAUGAGCCUCCUCAGAGUGGAAAUGAAUAUGUGAAUGAGGUUAUAAUUUAUUUGGAAAUUUUGGUUUCAACAGCUCAACAGAUAUUGCCAUCUCAAGUACUUAAAAGAGCUCUACAAGAAGUUCUUUCUCAUAUAUCGCAGAAGAUUGUGGAGACUUUGGUUAGUGAUUCUGUUAAGAGGUUCAAUUUCAGUGCUGUUACUGGAAUCGAUACAGAUAUCCGGCUCUUAGAAUCAUUUGCUGAUAAUCAGGGUGCCCUUUUCUCGGAUGGGGAUGUUGAUCAAUUGAAAACAGCCCUUGUCGAGUCAAGGCAAUUAGUUAAUUUGCUAUCAAGCAAUCAUCCAGAGAACUUCCUGAAUCCAGUGAUUAGGGAGAGAAGUUACAAUGCCUUGGACCAUAAGAAAGUGGUAAUUGUUUCCGAAAAAUUGAGGGAUCCUUCUGAACGACUCUUUGGAACCUUUGGUAGUCGUGGGGCCAGACAGAAUCCCAAAAAGAAAUCACUGGAUACAUUGAUAAAAAGACUUAGGGAUGUUAGCUAAUUAAGCUGUUAGCUGUAUGUAAGGUACUUCUGUCUUGUUUUUUUCUUUAGUUUCAUUUUGCCUCUGAUUUAUUUUAUUUCUAGUCCUUGAUGAAAUUAUUUUGUUCAGUCCAGCCCAUCACUGUGUUCCAAUUACAUUUUGAGAUUUUCCAAUAUUUGUUUGAAAUGUAUAUUUCAUAUGUUCA
Lotus japonicus is the source of this 2683-nucleotide messenger RNA. RefSeq names its product exocyst complex component SEC15B. Lineage: Eukaryota; Viridiplantae; Streptophyta; Magnoliopsida; Fabales; Fabaceae. Gene Ontology annotation, cellular component: membrane; exocyst. The transcript has a single exon. The record is from RefSeq and is a predicted model, not a curated record. Bases 76 to 2499 code for a protein of 807 amino acids. Gene Ontology annotation, biological process: intracellular protein transport; exocytosis; Golgi to plasma membrane transport.